GGCGCGCGCGUCGAAAGGCACAGUUUCGCCGUCGCCGCAUUCCACGCCUACGCGUGUUCCGUUGUUCUUGACCAAAAAUCGCCCUGGACCUCUAAAGCUUACGGGGCCAUGCUUUCAACAAUAAUACUCGUGUGCACGAGAAGGGGCUACCGUUCCGGCGGUGGAAAGAUGGUGACACAAAUUUCGCGUGCAUCGUCCACGACUACGACCACCCUUCAAGGGUAUUCUCGGAGCAGUACGCGGGAAGCUUUCAAGCUCAACCCGUGCACGGGAAAGUGGCAGUCACCCAUCGGGCUUUGCACACCCGGUCGUGGUCAAAGGCUGGAGAGAGCCAGGGCCGACCUGAACAUGCACGGCUACGACGUCCCGUUCUCCCAGUACGAAGUGAAGGACAGGAAUUCAGUCCUGAGGGUCCACCCUCUGGGAGCUAUCCAGCCUAGCGUAAGUGGAUCGGGUCUGCCCGGCAGGUUUCUGCUGCAUGAACUGCACUUCCACGUUGGUGUCGACGACACCUAUGGCUCUGAACACACCGUCGACGGCAAACCGUUCGCCAUGGAGGCCCACUUUCUCCACUACAACGACCAGUUCAGGAGCUUCGAAGAAGCCGUGAUGGAGAAGGACGGCCUGGCCGUGAUUUCAGUUCUCUUCAAGCUGUCCGACCACAGAUGCCCGGAAUCCCUGGAAGCCAUUAUGUCCGCGAUGGAGUCACCCGGGAGUAGCAAGGUUGCCCCGCUCGUGUUGAGCCAGAUGCUUCCCGGCAUUCCUCCGACGUCGUACUACCUCUACUCCGGAUCCUUGACGAUGCCUCCUUGGUCCGAGAAUGUUACUUGGGUGGUCUGCACGCAAACUCUGGAGGUCACCUCAGCCGCACUUGCAAGGUUCCGCAAGAAUGCCUCCGGGAAGUGCAAGGGCAACAUCCGGCCAACACAACCGCUCGGCGAGCGGAAAGUGAUCCUGUGCGCCUGAUCUGGGAGCGCGAGGCGUACGCAAAUCCUGCUCGCGUUCCCUUCAUAUUUAAAAUUAAAACAAACUUUUAGCGAUAU
This is a messenger RNA of Dermacentor albipictus, 1043 nucleotides long. Its product is annotated as carbonic anhydrase 1-like. The record is from RefSeq and is a predicted model, not a curated record. Gene Ontology annotation, biological process: one-carbon metabolic process. Gene Ontology annotation, molecular function: zinc ion binding; carbonate dehydratase activity. NCBI's taxonomy places the organism in Eukaryota, Metazoa, Arthropoda, Arachnida, Ixodida, Ixodidae.